UCGUCAAAUCAUUUCAUAUCUUCCGAAAUCGUUUCAACGAUGGCUUCAUCAAUUUCAGUACAGAGCCCAUUAUUGUCUUGUAAAUUCCAGUCUUCUUAUUUCCAAUCUUCUACAGAAUCUUAUUUUCUCGAAAAUAGCUGCAAAAAUGAGAGCUCUGCGAAGUUCAAGACUGGGAAAAGGAAAAUUUUCGGAGUGGUGAUGCGGCAAACAGUGCAAGGGCCUUCAGCUGCUUAUGCCAAGGAAAUCGAGAGAUUAUCUGCUAAAGAAUCUCUGCUUCUUGCUUUCAAAGAUGCUGGAGGCUUUGAGGCACUGGUUACUGGAAAAACGAAGACUUUGCAAAGCAUUGACGUGAACGAGAGAAUUGUUAGCCUUGAGCGGCUGAAUCCUACGCCUAGGCCAACAACGUCUCCUUAUUUGGAAGGCAAAUGGAAUUUCGAGUGGUUUGGAUCGGGAAGCUCAGGACUCGUUGCUGCUAGGUCUUUGUUUGAGAGGUUCCCUCCGGAGCUGGCAAAUUUGUCGAGACUUGAUGUGGUGAUCAAGGAUUUGUAUGCGAAAAAUUCAGCAAGUUUGAAAUUCCUAAAUUCGAUAGAAAGCAAGUUUAUAAUCUCGAGCAAGUUAACUGUGGAGGGUCCGCUUCGGAUGAAGCAGGAAUUCCUUGAAGGAUUGUUAGAGUCCCCAAAAGUUAAUGAAGAAUCUAUUCCUCAGCAGCUAAGAGGCGCUCUUGCCCAGGCUACGAACGCUGCCCAACAGCUUCCUGCUCUUAUUAGGGAUACUGUGUCUGGUGGAUUAAGGAUUCCUCUCGGUGGAUCUUUCGAGAGAUUCUUCAUGAUCUCGUAUCUUGAUGAUGAAAUCCUGAUAAUACGGGAUGCUGGUGGAGUUCCCGAAGUUCUCACAAGAUUGGAUCCUGGUCCAUCGCCAUUGGCUGAGCCAACAACCGAAUACGAGAGUUGAAAUGAAGAAGCCUCAACUGUUGCUGUAUUUUAUGUACACUACAAACUCCGACAGUUGCACCCUAACGACAUAACAAGAAUGAACGAAGCUCAAGCGACGUCUGCUUCCCUCUCUCGUCUCGUUUCCUUGCUGAUGUAAAUGAUGAAGUGAGCACCAUGUACACUUGCCCAUUUGUUGACAUUAAGUUAAAACCUUUUUGUAACACACAUUAGUUCAAAUGUUGAUUUUACUUUUUUUUUUA
Messenger RNA from Salvia hispanica, 1192 nucleotides. RefSeq names its product putative plastid-lipid-associated protein 13, chloroplastic. NCBI's taxonomy places the organism in Eukaryota, Viridiplantae, Streptophyta, Magnoliopsida, Lamiales, Lamiaceae. The record is from RefSeq and is a predicted model, not a curated record.